Coregonus sp. 'balchen' is the source of this 4662-nucleotide messenger RNA. NCBI's taxonomy places the organism in Eukaryota, Metazoa, Chordata, Actinopteri, Salmoniformes, Salmonidae. The record is from the annotation of a GenBank genome assembly.
CCCCCCUCUACUACAGAAGGAAAUUUCGCCCACCGUUCAUGGCCGUUCAUGUGAACAGACGUGUGCACCGUACAGUAGCUAACUAAAAGAAGAAUAUUCCGAAAACAUGGCACAAUCAGGCAAAGUAAGAAUGACAUCUAAAAUCUACUUAUGUUUUAGGUGAAAUGGUUUACAGCAGUUGGUCUCACACGGCUACAAGUGAAAUGACAACAUGGUUGAACUCGCUAGCUAGCUAACGUUAGCAAAUUAGCUAACUACUGUAGCAAUUAGUUGAAAUACACUUCUGUGGGCAUGGAAUGUUUAGCUAGUUAACUAGCUACUUUGUAUCACUGUUGUUCACUUGAAACACGUGCUGAACGUUGUGAGUUACAAUUGAUCUAUUUCGAAUACUCAUUGGGCGGAUUCGAUUAUGCUGAGACUCGGCACACCGGGCAGAGAUAGGCCCUUCACGUCAUCGGGCGAAAACAAGCAGUAAUCUGCGACGCUUGGUCAUUUUGUCAACAAGACAGCAUGGUACAUUGUCCAGAAACAUACAACGUCUCUUUUCCAUAAAAUAAGUUAGAAUUUUCUAAACAGCUUUGAUUGGGAAGGCAGAUAAAACGUUUAUCAAAAGCAAUCCCUUUUGCAUGGGAAACACAGAAUCCCACUAAUAUAAUGUAAUGGCGCCUUUUUGUAGGCACUAACUCCACCAUGGUUCGUUGGACAAAGCCUAUGAGGAAAAUGAAUUUGGGUUUGGAUAAACGCCGAAAAUAAGGUCUGUGGUAAAAACAGGUCUAGGAGAUCCUAUAUGUUUUGUUCUAUAAGAUCAUCUUCAUCAACUAACGUCACUUUUUGUGAAUUUUGAAGAAUUUAUGUAAUAAUAAAACACAUAAGUCACAAAGGCUUCAUAAUUCAUAAAGGUCCUGUUAACCCGACUGCUAUCUCAUAGACAUUUUUUAUGAGAUUUCCUAAACCUGUGUUAAGAGCAGACCUUAUUUUCGGCGUUUAUUCCAUAACCCUAUUCCUUCCCCAUUCAUUUUUCACAUAGGGAUGGCUGAACGAACCAGAGGUAACCUAUUUCCGGGUUUUAGGAAUACAGGCUGGCGAGCUCUAUUACUACUGCAAUCAACUUUAAACCCGGGCGGGAUUAAUCGAACCCUCCCCCAGUUGUCUGUUUGUGAUUGGUUGGUGGUGAUGGGUUAAAGAACACCAGCUGAAAUGCUCAUCCCAAAGGUUGUUUUAUAGGCAAUCCCAUCAAGGACAUCAACUACACAGAAAGUUGGAGAGAUUGGUGAUGACAAAGAGGAUAAAAAUAAUUCUGGUAAGUGGUUCCCAACUAUAUUGUCCUUAAUAGCCUGUGCAAUAUUUAAUGCAAAUUAUAUUGAGAAAGUGACUUUUAAUGAGUCCUUGAUACAUCAUGGUAACUUUCAGAAGGCCAGACUGAUUCUCCAGCAUCAACAGAGGAGGUAGCUGCCCCAACUCCACAGGUCAUCGUGGUAGAUGCCCCUACUCCACAGGUAAUCUUUUCCACAGAACCUGAUGCCAAUGAGGAUGGAGAUGGAGACAAAGUAGCUCCUAUUGAAGAUGAUGUUACAGAGGACAAGGAGGUCAAAGAUGUCCCAGGUAAAGACAAUGCUUUGAGGGGUGGCAAGCAUAGACCAUAUAUUUAGUGUGUGUGACAUCAAGUCCCAGCAUGUAAUUGGAAUAGUGAUAAUGUUCAUAUGACAUUUCUUAAAAGCAAAACAUUUGCUGUCCCCUUAAAUUCAGUAGGUAUUUCCUUUGUUAAUGAAUAUUGUUUAUGUAGAUUGUGAAGGGGAGCAGAUGGAUACAACUCCUGCCCCUGCUGCUGAGGAGGAAACGGUUAAGGUCACAUUUGAGUCAGAAAAUGCAGUCGAAGAUGCCAAUAAUGUUGACGAGAAGACCAAUGGAAAUGACCAGGGUGAGGGCAAAGAACAACAGAAUUGUAAUGCAUAUUUGCCAGGGGUGUAUUCACUCCGAAGCAAACAGAACCAAACGGGAAGGGACCUAUCUUAAUUUAUCCAAUAAAAACUCAUUUUUGUUGCCAAAUGCAACUGUUAGGACUAAUUAUUACACACACCCCAGAUGUCACUCAUUUAUGUUUUUCCAUCAGGGUAUGUAUGGAAUAGUGUUUAAUACAUGUGUCUGCAUUUCUUUCUCCAGCUGUUGCAGUAGCCCCAGUAAAAAGGAAAGCAGAGGAUGAGACUUCUCCAGCGAAGAAAACAAAGGGCAUUAAUGAUGGUACGAUUGUGAGCAAGAGUUAAAAUCACUCCCUCUGUUUGAGUGCUUGAUUGAUGGUGUCAGUGAGCUAACGUGCACCUUCGUGUUUCUUUUUCUUUUUGAGGUUUUUGUCUUUUUGUUGGAAACUUGAACACAACCAAGGAAGUGGAGGAACUCAAUGAUGCCUUGGCCAACUUUUUUACAUCGCAUAGUCUGUUAUUUCAGGCUAUUAGAGUGGACAUAACAAAGUGAGUACCUGGCAUUUUUAUGCACUGCAUAAACUUAACCUCUUCAAAUGUUUGCAGAUUUCCUCAUGAUACAGAUUAUUCCCCAUUUCAUGGCAAAGGAUUUGUAUAAGUAUAUUAACAUAAUGUCACAUUUUUUUGGGGUGUGCAUUCUAUAGGAAGUUCGCAUAUGUAGACUUUCAUACAGAGGAAGACUUGAUGAAAGCCCUUGAGCUGGAUAGGGUGAAGAUCCUAGACCAAAAGAUAAGGUUAGGCAAGGCUAAUGUCAAAGACGUCACAGCAGAUGAAAAAAAAGGUACUUGUCAUCUUGAGUGAGUUUUCCAUGCCAUUGAUAUAUUAGACAUUUCUAGAAUUGAUUGAUUUCCAUGUACUGACAGGAGUCUCUUCCCCCCCCCCACACACACACACACAGCUAAAGAUGCCAAGACCUUGUACGUCAAGAAUAUCCCAUUCGCAGCAACAAAGGAGGACUUGAAGAAAGUCUUUGACACGGCUGUCGAAAUCAGGUUUCCUAGAGGCAUUGGUAGACCAAGCAAAGGGUGAGAGUUGACAUCCAAAGUGUCCAGUUGAUAUCAAUGCUUGAUUUACGUGAAAAUGCAAGGUAUGUGUGUAUCCCAAGAUUCAGCUCUUAACACUUGGCAUCUAUUUAAUUGUGACAGAAUUGCCUACAUAGAGUUCAAAACGGAGGCCAUUGCUGAGAAAGUGCUGGAGGAGAAGCAGGGGACUGAUGUCCAAGGCCGUGUCAUCGUUAUUGACUUUUUGGGAGAAAAGAGCCAACAACAAAAAAUGACCAAUGCUCCAGGUAAGGAUGGACUGAAAUGAAGUCACUGGGAAUUAUAUUACUGUAGAAGCACAAGGUACUUGAAUAGAUAUAUGGCUAGUCAUGUUGCUGCUCAUUAGCAUCUUCGAGAUGAAAGACUGAUUACAAAGUGUAUUAAUUCACUGAUUAGCUAACAUGUUCUCAAAUGUUCUGUUCCAUAGCUGAGGCCACACCAAAUAACGAAUUAUUGGUGACCAACCUGGCUUACACUGCAAAAGAGGAUGCCCUAAAGAAAGUCUUUCUCAAAGCAGUCAGUGUCAGAAUACCUCAGAGCAAUGGCAAACCAAGAGGGUAAGGGUGCACAUUGAUGCUGCACCUGCUUUGUUGAGCUCUACUGAACAUUUUGAACACCAUCAAAUAGAUCAUUAUAAACAUUUGAUUAUGAUUAAUUUGAGUCAUUUCAUGUUCAGAAUGCACAUGGAAAUGGUAACUUAAGACAUUUAUGUUAAUUUGCUUUUUCCCUCUUUUAAGUCAUGCCUUCAUUCAGUUUGAAAGUGUGGAGGAUGCCAAAGAAGCCAUGGAAUCAUCGUUAAACAAAGAGAUUUGUGGAAGAGCCAUCGGCGUGAAGUUCAGCCAGAAGAGGCCAGAAGGGGACCAAGGGAACUCGGGUGAAUAUUACUUUUAGACUUACCCAAUGAAUGUCUCAUAGCAGAAAAUUGGUUGGUGAAUCAUUUAAGUUGUUUGACUGUGCCAUCAUUCAUACCUAUGUAUUUUGUGUUCUCUUGUAGUUCCUUCAAAGACGUUGAUGGUCAGGAAUCUUGCCAAGGAGACGAGUGAGGAGACUUUGAAAAGCUCCUUUGAAGGUGCCAUUGAAGCUCGAGUCACCAAAGACAAGGAGACUGGUGAAUCUAGAGGGUAUGUCUCGAAAUAUGACCCUUUUGAAACCACAUUGUUAUUACAUUCAGACAGUCCUUUGAAUACUCAUUCUUGGCACUUCUCAGGUUUGGCUUUGUGGACUUUGAGAGCAUAGAGGUCUGCAAGGCUGUCAAGGAGGCUGUGGUGGACCUUCAGAUUGACGGGAGCAAGGUGACCCUGAUCUAUGCCACACCCCAGGGUGAACGAGGACCUCGUGGAGAAGGAACAGGCUUCAACAGGAGCUUCAGAGGGAAACCUGGAGGUCGAGGUGGCGCUAGAGGCAGGGGUAGGGGUGGAGGCUUCAGGGGUGGACGAGGAGGUGAGAUCUAGGUUGAAUUGAAUUUGGAAAAGUAAUGAGGACAUGUCAGUUGAUACUUCAAAUCAAAUUUAAUUUGUCACAUGCUUCGUAACAACCGGUGAAAUGCUUUCUUACAGGUCCUUUUCCAACAAUGUAUAAUAAUAAUAUAAUAUGCCAUUUAGCAGACGCUUUUAUCCAAAACGACUUACAGUCAUGUGUGCAUACAU